AUGCCCGCCUCCGACGCCGACGCGAACGCCUUCAUUGACCACCUCGUCGCGACGCUCGACGGCUCGGCCAGUGCCGGCCCGGGAACGUGGGACACGAGUAAACGCGACGCGCGGUUCACGCGGAUAUUGGAUUCGCUUGUCGGGUAUAGGAAAGCGGCUGCUGCCAAUGAAGAGGAUGAGGAGGACGAGUGGGUUGUGGUUGGAGGAGGUAGUCGGGUUGCGACACCUAGCUUGACCAACGAUAGUGGGAGCCGUGGUGCGUCGUCGGUCGUCUCUGAGCCGAUUGUAGACGAGCCCGUCACUCUUGAUGCCAUCCUGAACCGCCCUCCUAAACGAGAGCGCUACCUCACCCCGUCUCAACAGCAAGCCGCCCACGAGCGCCUCCGCGCACGCCACGGCCUCUUCUCACCCUCCUCGCCAACCUACAUCCAGCCCGCCCUCGCAAUGCCGAGUAAACCCGACUACGUAUCUCCGAAAGUGCAGGAGCAACGCGACGCGGAGAUGCGCGUGCGUUAUGGAUUGUUCGAGCCCGUCAUUGAGGGCAGGAAAUGA
Messenger RNA from Peniophora sp. CBMAI 1063, 552 nucleotides. Lineage: Eukaryota; Fungi; Basidiomycota; Agaricomycetes; Russulales; Peniophoraceae. The record is from the annotation of a GenBank genome assembly.